CGUGAUGGAUUUGCGCAGUAGUUUUGGCAUCAUUGAUUGUGGGCCCCAGGAAGCGAUUAUUGAUCCUGUGUGCCCAGCAGUGCUGGCCCCGGGGUGGCCGUCUCUGGGGGCCCGUAGGGGACAGACAGCCUGCGGGCAGAGGGGAAACGACAUCUAAAUCUGUGCCGUUAGUGUGCAUGUAAAACUGAAAAGGCUAGGACUGUAGAGACAGCCGUGUGGUCUGUUGAAUCUGCUGUGUCUUUCCUCAUCUGUGUGGUAUCGGCAGUGAAGCCUGUCAAACACAUCCCAGUCCGGCACGACUCACUGUGGCUUACCAACCUUUUCCUGCUCCCCUCCCAGACACCCCAAGUCCUCCGAACCCUUUGAAACUCCAUCUGUGGUCUGAAUUGAGUCUUUGCCAGUAUCUCUGAUGCCAGCUUUCAUAUGGAGACCAAAAUAGACAUAGACACCCAUCAACAACCGCUACAGUCACUGGCAGAUCCACCAUUCACUACAUAGGCAGCGAGGUCAUGGGUCAUACAUUUACAUCUAUGCACAAGUCAAGAGUUUGAUUCACAGGGCAGGAGACGUCAGGCUAUAAAUGCACCGUGGAGAAGGAGGGAAUUCGUAUUUCGAAUCCUGGACUGAAUCAGAACGGCUCGAAAUGAAUCCGUGCCCCUUCAAAGCGUCCGGACCCAUCUCGUGGGCCAUGUACUUCAUGAGGAAAGGCCGAAACAGCAACGCACUGUUUGAACCUGCGCCUGGGCGACGCUUCACGCCUCCCUCGACCACCCUGAGCUCGGGGAAGAUGAAUGAGGGGUUGCCCCUGGGGGCUCAGGAGAGCAGCGGCGCCGCCCUGAUGGGCAAACUGCGUAUGGCUGACCGGAACAUGGUGGAGGUGCUUUCCGACCACCCAGGAGAGCUGGUGCGCACCGACAGCCCCAACUUCCUCUGCUCCGUCCUGCCAACACACUGGCGCUGCAACAAGACGCUGCCCAUCGCCUUCAAGGUGGUUGCCCUCGGUGACAUCCCAGAUGGCACUCUGGUCACAGUGAUGGCCGGCAAUGAUGAGAAUUACUCUGCCGAACUCCGCAAUGCCACAGCUGCCAUCAAGAAUCAAGUGGCUCGUUUUAAUGACCUGCGUUUCGUUGGCCGCAGCGGACGAGGCAAGAGUUUCACCCUCACCAUCACCGUCUUCACAAACCCUCCUCAGGUGGCCACGUAUCAGAGAGCCAUAAAGAUCACUGUGGACGGACCCCGAGAACCACGACGCCACCGACAGAAGCCGGAUGAAGCAGUAAAGCCAGGCGCGUUAGCUUUCUCUGAACAAUUGCGGCGAAGUGCCAUGCGGUGCAGUCCACACCAUGGCCCCGCCCCCAACCCCCGCCCCGCCCUCAACACGCCCCCCUUCAGCAGCUCCGCCCACAGCCAGAUUUCCGACUCUAGGCAGAUGCAGACGUCUCCGUCCUGGUCGUAUGAGCAGUCGUACCCUUACCUGGGUCCCAUCUCCACCCCAGCGGUUCACCCCAGCACACCCAUCUCUCCCAGCCGCAGCGCUAUACACUGUCCAGAUCUGACGGCGUUCACUGACCCUCGCAUGAGUCUGGAGCGUUCCUUCCCGUCGCUGCCCUCGCUCCCAGACGGCCGUUUCUCGGACCCGCGGGUGCCGUACCCCACCGGAGCGUUCACAUACACACCCACGCCCGUCACCAGCGCCAUCGGCAUCGGCAUGUCGGCCAUGAGCAGCCCGGCAGGCCGCUAUCACACGUACUUACCCCCGGCGUACCCCGCGGGCUCCUCGCAGGCUCAGGCCGGCCACUUCCAGCCCGGAUCGUCCCCGUAUCACCUGUACUACAGCAGCGCCGCCGGAUCCUACCAGUUCUCCAUGAUGCCGGCCGGAGGAGGAGGAGGAGAGCGCUCGCCACCUCGCAUCUUACCGCCCUGCACCAACGCCUCCACAGGCUCCGCCCUCCUGCACCCCUCACUGCCCAAUCAGAGCGAGGUCCUGGUGGAGGCCGAGGGAAGCCACAGCAGUUCACCGACCAGCCUCUCGGUGGAAGCCGUCUGGAGGCCGUAUUGAUGCUCGCUUGACCAAGGAGGCAGGGCCGGAUUUACACUUGCUCGUCCAGGGAGCCCCAAACACAACGAAGAGAUACAUCUCUAUUUUUAUUAUACGAUGAGCAGUAUCUACAACAGUAAAAGAACCAAAACCUCAGAAGACGAAUGUGAAUCAGUCCACAAAAAACAGUCAUAAUUUUGAAAUAGAGAUUUUUGCAUUAUUUGAAAGAUGAAUAAAUAAUGAUUUUUGGCAUAAACAGGAAAAUCUAUGAUUUUGACCCAUACAAUGUAUUUUUGGCUAUACCUGUGCUACUUAUGAAUGCUAUUGUGCACAUACAGUAUGUGACGCUGGAGUACAAAUCCAGUCUCUGGGGGUGUAUUUGUAGCAAUAGCCGAAAAUACAUUGUAUGGGUCAAAAUUAUAGAUUUUCCUUUUACGCAAAAAUCAUUAGGAUAUUAAGUAAAGAUCAUUUCCCGUGAAGAUAUUUUGUAAAUCUCCUACUGUUAAUAUAUCAAAACUUAAUUUUUGAUUAGUAAUAUGCAUUGCUAAAAUUAAUUUUAACAUCUUUAAAGGUGUUCUUCUUGAUAUUUCGAUAUUUUUCCCCCCUCAGAUUCCUGAUUUUCAAAUAGUUGUAUCUCAGCCAAACAUCAUCCUAUCUUGACAACCCACAUAUCAAUGGAAAGCUUAUUAUUCAGCUUUCAGAUGAUGUAUUAAUCUCAGUUUUGAAAAAGUUGACACUUAAGACUGGUUUUGUGCUCCAGGGUCACAUAUAACAAAUAAUAGGCUAAAAACUGACAAACUAUUUCCAUGUUUUCCACCUUUUUUAUGUACGGAAAUCACGGCGUCACAGUACAGACACGCACUCGCUCUCACAAGCAGAGAUCAGUGAAUAGAAAAUUAUUAUCAGCGAUGCCCCGUUUAUGAAUAAAUUAGUUUACAUGACAUUUCUCAGUAGUAAAGUUCUUGAAACAGUUAAACUUACACAUUCACUAUUAGUAGUAGAGACAUCAGUGCAUAGCAAUGGCAAAAUAUUUUAGUUCGCUGGGGUGAUAUUAUUAUAUUAAUAGGGAAAAUGUGAUUUGCCUAUGUCACCAUAAGAGGUAAAUCCGGCCCUGGGCGUCUGAUUGGACUCGACAGAUGGACUUUUUUUAUUCACAGCGCAGCAUGAGACUCGUAUGUUUUUUAAAGUUGUGGAUAAUUUGUAUUGUUAUUAUUAAUAUUAUUGUUAUUGUUAUUAUUAUUAUUACUGUUGUCUGUCUUGUUGUCACUGUACAACUUUGUUCAUCAGUGCCAGAUAUGUUUAAUGUCAAAAAAAAAAAAAAACCUCAAGGCCGGAAACAGACUCUAUGCAAGUUCUCAAACGCAAGCAAAUUUACACAAUUUUAGUGUUCAUAAAUGCAUGUAAAAAUAACAGUUCCACCAAACAAAAAUAAAAUA
Carassius gibelio (silver crucian carp) is the source of this 3474-nucleotide messenger RNA. RefSeq names its product runt-related transcription factor 1. Gene Ontology annotation, biological process: regulation of cell differentiation; hemopoiesis; neuron differentiation. The coding region runs from base 581 to 2059 and encodes 492 amino acids. Gene Ontology annotation, molecular function: RNA polymerase II cis-regulatory region sequence-specific DNA binding; ATP binding; DNA-binding transcription factor activity, RNA polymerase II-specific. The transcript has 8 exons. Gene Ontology annotation, cellular component: nucleus. Lineage: Eukaryota; Metazoa; Chordata; Actinopteri; Cypriniformes; Cyprinidae. The record is from RefSeq and is a predicted model, not a curated record.